AUGUAGUGAAUGCAGGGUCCGGGGAGAGCGGAUAUAGUAAAUGCAGGGUCCGGGGAGAGCGGAUAUAGUGAAUGCAGGGUCCGGGGAGAGCGGAUAUAGUGAAUGCAGGGUCCGGGGAGAGCGGAUGUAGUGAAUGCGGGGUCCGGGGAGAGCGGAUGUAGUGAAUGCGGGGUCCGGGGAGAGCGGAUAUAGUGAAUGCAGGGUCCGGGAGAGAGCGGAUAUAGUGAAUACGGGUCCGGGGAGAACGGAUAUAGUGAAUGCGGGGUCCGGGGAGAGCGGAUAUAGUGAAUGCGGGGUCCAGGGAGAGCGGAUAUAGUGAAUGCGGGGUCCGGG
This is a messenger RNA of Staurois parvus, 333 nucleotides long. The record is from the annotation of a GenBank genome assembly. Lineage: Eukaryota; Metazoa; Chordata; Amphibia; Anura; Ranidae.